Molecule: messenger RNA, 480 nt
Organism: Trichoderma citrinoviride
Lineage: Eukaryota; Fungi; Ascomycota; Sordariomycetes; Hypocreales; Hypocreaceae
Product: WSC-domain-containing protein
Exons: 2
Coding region: 1-480 (159 amino acids)
Cellular component (GO): plasma membrane
Source: RefSeq, a predicted model, not a curated record
AUGACCCUCCUACUGCAGCUGCUUCUCCUACUCUUCAUCCCGCUCAUCAGCGCUGCCGAUGCCACCGUCUCGAUAUACGACGACUCCGACAAGUACAUCUACUACGGAUGCUUCAACGAAACGACCCAAGUCCCGGGGUCGGCCGAGACGCGCGCGUUGGGCGGCGGCAUCGAUGAGAGUCUGCCAGGCGAGAUGACGGUGCCGAAAUGCCUUGCCUUUUGCGGCAAUGGAAGCACCGAGUAUCGGUAUGCUGGGCUGGAGUGGUCAAGAGAAUGCUGGUGUGCCCAGACAUUGUCUGGAAUAGCUGAGAAGCUCGACGAUACGGCGUGCAACUAUCCCUGCGAGGGCGACAACACCACCGCAUGUGGUGGUUCCUUGAAACUGUCCGUCUAUCGCGCUUCUUUUGCGAGUCGAGUGUCUGCUUCGAGCGUGUUUUGUCUAGCGAUCUCCGGGCUGGUGAUGAUGAUGAUGAUGUGGUAA